Messenger RNA from Aspergillus campestris IBT 28561, 1484 nucleotides. RefSeq lists its product as uncharacterized. Bases 99 to 1334 code for a protein of 411 amino acids. Lineage: Eukaryota; Fungi; Ascomycota; Eurotiomycetes; Eurotiales; Aspergillaceae. The record is from RefSeq and is a predicted model, not a curated record. The transcript is spliced from 2 exons.
CCCCUCCUCCCCUCCAUUACCCAAUCCUCGUCUGUUUCAUUUCUCUCCGAUCCUGGUCUGAUCGGCAAAUAGUUAUAUUGAUUAUUGCGUAGAUCGCAAUGAGUGGAUUGAGAGGAGUUAUCAAAGAGGGCUGGCACCCUAAAGGCCGUGAGGGCGGUAAGGAAAGUUGGCGGGGCGACUUCAAGGGCAUCAACCAAGUGGCAGGAUGGAUGGGUAAAGGCGGCAACAAAGACGGAGAAACGGAAGAGCGCGUCUCCCGACCAAUCUCGUCGCUGAAGGAUCCCAGAUCCUUUGGGCCACCUCCCAAGCAUAUCCAAGCCCAUAGCCCGGCUGCUGCUGCCAACCGGGCGUCCUCGGGCUCUAGGGGGCUAGGAGCUCCACUGUCGCAGGAUGAGGUCGAUGAGCAGAACUAUCGCGUACAGCAAGAACGGCAAGCGGAGUUGGAGGUUCAAGAUGCAGCGGCACACAAGCCGUCGCCACCCCCGGUACCGUACCGGUUGAACACGACCGGUAUCGACACAUCCACGCUUCCGCCGCCCCCAUCGAGGCGGGUAGAUGCAGGUACAGAACACGGGAGAUCGUCACCAAUGUCGACGUCCAAGCCAAGCCUCCCUCCUCGCGUUCCUCCGCGCACCAACUCCAGCACGCAGUCGCCGGCCCCGCCUCCAGUAUACUCGGCACAACAGCCCUCAGACUCCUACAUCAACGAGGGUGCAACCGCCCGCCUCCAGAAGGCAGGCGUGUCUGUCCCUUCGCUCGGAAUUGGGGGUAAUAGCGGCCAGGGGCGGCGGGAUAGCAACCCACGUAGCUCGGCAUCCCCGACCACCGCAGGCUCUGGUGGCCAAGGCUCCCUGAACGAAUUACAGACGCGUUUUCGCCAGAUGAGAACCGAUUCCGCGCCGUCUCCCACCCAGGCACCUUCCCCGCCAGCCCGGAGGAGCACAUACGGCCAGGCGCAGUCCCCCGCGCAAAGCUCCCCCAGCUCGACCCUGGGAGACCUGCGCGAGCGACAUGGGGACAAAAUCCAAGCCGGAAGAGAGAAGAUCAGCGGUAUCAACGAGAAGUUCGGCAUCAGCUCGCGCUUCAACAAUUUCGUGGAUACUCACCGGUCCUCUCCCAGCACUCAGACGCCGCUUGCUGCGAGUACGCCCCGGCUGGCGUCUACCGGGGCGUCUACGGGGGCGUCUAUCGGGUCAGCAGACGUCAGUGCGGAAGCGGCACGUAAGAAACGCCCGCCUCCGCCGCCGCCUAAGAAGGUGGAGAUGCGCUCUAUGCCUGUUGGUGCGGCUGCACCGUCGCCUCCGCCGCUGCCGCUGGAUACUAAGCCCCGCUGAGCGGGUUUGAUUUGAUGCUGUCUGGCUAUUAGUGUGACCCUACUUUCGGCUGGUUAUAUUCUCGAGUAGAUUGGUGAUUAUGUAUAACUAACCCUGUGGAUGUCUGUACGAAUAGAAUUUGUUUAUAGAAAGGGUCACUACUACUAUCUU